AUGCAAUGCCCCAGGGAGGCCCCCCUCAGGUCCCUCGACGGAAGCUUCCGCGAGCGCCCCCUGACCCCCACCCUGGAAGCCCCCCUCAUCUUUGUGGGCCCCCUGCCGCCGCCCCCAGACCGAUCCGACACGUCCGCACCGCCGGAGCGGCGGCAGCAGCAGGGGCCCGGCCUCGGCUUCUGGCCGCCGUGCCCUGGGGCGGUGUCGCUGCACGCGCUGAGUCAGCAGCAGAUCGACGCGGCGCUCGCGAGCGGCGGCCACGUCAUCCUCGCAGUCGCCGAGGACGCGCCGCCAGCGGGCGGCGAGGACGCCGCCGCGCCGCGCCUCGCCGCGCCCCGCGGCAGGCGCGGCGGCGGCGGCGGCGGCUCCUACUGCUGCGCCGCGCGCGUCGCUGGGCUGCUGGGCGGCUCCGCGCGGGUCGUGGCGGAGAGACGUGCGGCGGUGCAGGCGCUGGACUCGAAUCGCGGGCUGGCGCAAGCGGCAGAGCUGCCUGAUCGCUGGGUGUACAUGGUGCGCGCCUCGGCCGUGGCUGAGGCGCUGUCGGCAGCAUCUGACAGCAGCAGCAGCGGCAGCGGCGGCGGCGGCGCGGGCCCGCCGCCGCGCGACGUCCGGACGGCGGUCGAGCAAGUGGUGGACGGCGCGGCCGAGGCGGCGCGGCAGCUGGGCGGGUGCAGGGAGCUCGCGGGGGCGCUCGCGGCAGCGGCGGCGGACGGCGGGGACGAGCGUUUGGAGGCAGCCGCGCGCGAGGCGGAGGCGGAACUGGAGAACUUGCUCGACUGGGCCGAUGCAGGUGGCAGCAGCGGCAGCAGCGGCGGCGGCGGGGAAGGGGAGGCGGGGGCCGAGGGGGCGAGCGGCGCGGCCGCCUGGGAGCGCGCCGUGCGGCUGUCGUGGGCGCCGUUUGCGGCGGCAGCGCUGGCGGAGCUCUUAGAUCACCUUGACCCGGUCAACAGCGGCGGCGGCGGCGGCAGGGACGGCGGCGACGGAGGGAGCGAUGGUUGUGGGGGUGCGGCGUCGAGGCUGCGAGAAGCGCGCCUGCGGGCCAUGGAGGCAACCGACGCCGGACUGAGGCUAGAGGAUGGGAUCGAGGUCGCGUCAAAGGCGCGGGCGCGGCUGGCGGCGUUGGUCGCGCUGCGGCGCGGGUAA
Molecule: messenger RNA, 1143 nt
Organism: Monoraphidium neglectum
Lineage: Eukaryota; Viridiplantae; Chlorophyta; Chlorophyceae; Sphaeropleales; Selenastraceae
Exons: 1
Coding region: 1-1143 (380 amino acids)
Source: RefSeq, a predicted model, not a curated record